CGCAUCUUUUGAACAAGUCAUCGUAAACAAUAGUGUAGACGUCUUCUGGCAAACACUCGGCAUGGCGCUUCAACGUGAUGUAUCUGAGCUUCUUGGCCCUUUAAAAAACCUACAAAUCAAAUCCGCAAGUGAAUUUCUUAACACUUUUCAUAGAAUCCAUUUCACCGCUUCAUCAUUCAACAUUAACGAACCAUUCCAGAACCCGAACUUUACUUUGGAGCAGGUGCAGUUUUUAUACAAAGAAUUCGCAGAUGAAUACGAGUUGACAAUUGACCAGGAAGUUAUCAAGGACAUAUACAUACAAACCAAUGG
This is a messenger RNA of Racocetra persica, 312 nucleotides long. The record is from the annotation of a GenBank genome assembly. Lineage: Eukaryota; Fungi; Glomeromycota; Glomeromycetes; Diversisporales; Gigasporaceae.